AGAGAGAGGGGUAGAGCAUAGAGUUUAAUAUGAAACAUCAGUACAACGGCGGCGAACUGGUCAUGGAGUCCCGGGUCUGUUUACCGUACCGCACCCCUUCCAGGCAGACUCACGCAGAUUCGGAGCCCAGUGCUACAGCGUUUUAUUCCCGUGACAAGCUGCACGGCGCGGCGGGUACCCGCAGCAGCUGCUGCAACUCUCGAUCCUACGGAGUUCCGGGGACCCGUUGCGAUUACUUGUACAUUGAUGGUCAUCGGAGGUCGUCAGCGGGGAGCCCGCCGAAGUACUUGGAGAGUAUCGAAGGAGGUCGGUCCGGGUCGUUAAAUGGCGAGGUGGACGCCAGCCCUGAGGCACUGAAUAUCAAGGUUUCGAAAUCCAUUGACUAUCAACUUAUGGACUCUGAUCGCCAAGAUCCGCUGAGAAUCUGUGGAAAACUGAAAGAGCCCCCAGGAAACGAGGUUCCCAGUGAACGGAGCGAGGGAGAUACCAGCAGCAAGAACAAGAAGCGGCGGAACAGAACCACGUUCACUAGUUAUCAGCUGGAGGAGCUAGAGAAGGUGUUUCAGAAAACUCACUAUCCCGAUGUGUAUGCUCGAGAACAGCUGGCUCUGGGCACUGAGCUCACCGAGGCCAGAGUUCAGGUUUGGUUUCAAAACAGAAGAGCCAAAUGGAGAAAACGAGAACGAUAUGGAAAAUUUCAUGAAGUCCGAAACCACUUUGCUGCGGCAUAUGACAUCUCGAUCUUCCCAAAACCAGAAAAUUAUCCUCAGAUACACAACAACCUUUGGUCCAGCAAUGCAACCAACACUUCUACGGUUUCUUCAUCCAUUUUGUCCCAAGAACCCAUGUCUUCAUCUUGCAUGACACCUUAUUCACAUUCCCAUGGGAAUGUUAAUGCAUUUAUGGGGAUCUCCGGCUCUCCUUCUCACCAUAAUGGCAUCAAGAGUCUUUAUUCCCUUCAUGGAUUUCCCAGUUCACAUGCCAACCAUGCCUUUGAACCAGUUCCUGAAUCUGACUACAAAACAUCCGGUCUUGUUGCUCUUCGAGGGAAGCCAAAAGAGCCACCAGCUUUUCUUUCAUGGACUAGGUGAUUGAAUGGCAGGAGAUGACUGCUUUGACUCAAGUUCUUUUUAUCAUUGAAGAGCUUAUCAAUAUCAUUGUGCUUUUAAUUCUGAGUGAUUAUGAGUUACUUCAUGGAGAGUCAAACUGUCACAUCACACACAUGAGGAAGGACUAGAUUAGAAAGAUUUUAUUUUUCCUCUUCAGUAUCAAGAUUCUUACCUCUUCUCUUUGUUGCCUCAACCAACAAUCUAAUUCAUUGAAAGUUCCAUAGAUUACAAAUUCUACCACGGACUGCACGUCGCAGAGCAGAUUUGCAUUGAGUUAUGAUUUUUUUUAUUAAGCGAAGUGAAUGUUACUGACCUAAACUCUUACAUGUCAAAGAGCAGCAAAUUUAAUUUAAAGCACUUCAUGCUGCAAAUAUUUCCGAUUUGUUAAACUUUAUUAAUUUGGUAAAUCUGUUCCAAAUGCAAACUGCUAUUUUAGAAGAAUAAUUCAAAACAAUAAUGUUCAACCGUUACACAAUAGCUGUAGGAAAUAUUGUAUGGUGAUCAUGAAUUUCUUAAGUAAUUUGUAUACUGCUUGGAGUAGCACGGAAACACACAGACAUGAGGUCCCAUGUCGAAUACUCUGCCUCUGAUCGUUGAGCUAGGACAGGAUAUCUGGUGAAUGAUAUUUUAACUGGACUUAAGAGGGAUAACAAGUCAGAUAGGGGUCCAGCACUUGUUUAUUUUGAGUGAUACCUGUUGCAAGUAUCAGGCUAUGCAAUAAUAAUGGCAUUGAAAUACCCACCAGUGGCCAUUCACCCCAUUCAUCUGUAUUGGUACUUUCCUGGAACAAUCCACUGUCAUGCUGAACAUGUGUACACAUCUCAGAGAUAAAAACAUUGCCAACUCUCUAGAUUCAAGCAUAGAGAAAGAGCACUUGGAUAGGCUCCUGCAGGAAUCUGAUAACAGUGGAAUCAUAUCAGGGCCUCCAGAAGAGAAAGGGUCCAACUGACGGGUGUGGAGGUUGCAACUCCUACACGUGCUGGAUAAGGGGGAAAAGUGCCAAGGAGAGGUUCUGCCAUAUAUUACAUAUUAUACAUUCUCCAUAUGGAAUUCCAAGUACCUCUGUAAACCUGGGUCAUAUGUACUGUGUGGACGCACCAAUAAUUUCUUUUGAUGUGAAAGUAUUUAUUUUUGUAUUUGUGAUGAGAUGAACACUGGCAGGAUGCUUUGCAUUAUCUAACACUGGUUUGCCCCGGUGGCAACCAGAGUGAACCAUACAGUGCAGGACCAGUCAUUUGUAGUCCAGACUAGGUCAGGGUGGCUGCUUUCCUUCUCUGAAGAUGAGUAAUCAGCGAGUUUUUCUUUAAAAUUUCACUUGCCAUGUGCACUUUUUAUAUGGUGUCAGCCCCAAAAUUAGAGAUACAUUAAUUUUCCAUAACAUUCUUAUGCUGGGAUUUGGAAUGCUAUAUACAGUUUAAACCACCCUAUGCUUUAAAAUAUCCAAAAGCAGUUUUCCUAGAUUUCUGAGGCUUGAUGAAUUUCCAGGGCAGACACUGAAAAUGCUAAACUGAAUUGUCAAUCCAGAUUAUAUACUCUAGUCAAUCAGACUCCAGGCUCAGUGACACUGAGUUAAGCUGUGUAGAACUGCAGCAUACCAAUUUAUGCAAUCAAUUUUACAUUAUAAAAUUUUAGAGUACGGAAAAAGACCAAUAAGUUUACCGUGGUCUUUGAUCCUGUACAUUAAAAAAAAAUAAUUUGCUGCAUGUCUACUUCCCUAUUAAUAGCUGUUACACAUUUUCUUUCUGUCUGGUUUUUUUAUUCUUCAGCAUUCAAUAUCUAAUCAAAAUCUCUGUAAUAAAUUUUUGGUUUUUUUGACUCUAAGGAUAAAUUUUGUGCUCUGUUGAUACUGAUUCACUGGCAAGUUAAAAUAAUUUUAUGCAUUAUCAAUAUCUUUGAAAUGUUAAUGAUCUAUUAGAUCUCCUAAAGUGUGAUGUGAUUUUUCUGGUCUUUCCUCAUGAUUAAAAUCCUGGAAUUGUUGCUAACAUUGGUUUGUUUCCAGUGCUGAUCUGCUUUGUCUGUCUAUGAUAGAAUUCUUCAUUGUAUGGUAUAUAAAGUCCACUUAUAACCAGCUUAUAUAGGAAAUCCUAAUUAUAAUAGAUCACAUAUGUUGCCCUUUAAAGUAACAUUCUGAUACGCCUUUCAGCGCAGUCACAUACCAUUGUAUACCUCUCCACCCAGCUAUGCCUGUUUCAUACGGCACAUAACACUAAUCAACUCUUGCAUAAUCUGUCAAUCAUAGCAAUACAUCCACUGUUAUAUAUCACACAUGCCACACUUUCACAUAAUAAUAACAUCCUCACAUAACUUCAGCUUCUACAUUAUUGAAAAAGACCUUAAUAGCUUUCAUCAGAAAUGUUCAGCUUGUCAGAAAUCUCUCAGUCAGUUGCACCCACCUAUCAAAUAGCACGACCUGCUUCACACCCUCCACUUAUCAUAGUAACCUUGCUUAGUACUAAUGGACAGUGGAGCA
Molecule: messenger RNA, 3579 nt
Organism: Mobula hypostoma (lesser devil ray)
Lineage: Eukaryota; Metazoa; Chordata; Chondrichthyes; Myliobatiformes; Myliobatidae
Gene: alx3
Product: ALX homeobox 3
Exons: 4
Coding region: 30-1091 (353 amino acids)
Biological process (GO): regulation of transcription by RNA polymerase II
Molecular function (GO): RNA polymerase II transcription regulatory region sequence-specific DNA binding; DNA-binding transcription factor activity, RNA polymerase II-specific
Source: RefSeq, a predicted model, not a curated record